GUCAUUUUGACUCUGCCAUUUUCCUGCGCCAUUUCGUUUUCUUCUACACGAUGUCUGCUAAACGAACUUAUUCUGCAUCUAAUGUCCUGUUUGAAGAUCCUGACUUUCCUUUUCGGGACUCAGAUGACGAUUUAAUCGAUGAAGUGGAUCAGAUUUUUCUGGAAAAUCCUAUGGAUCUACCCUUGUAUUAUCAAGUGGGUUCCGGAUUUGAGACUUCUCCUUCAUCAGCUCGUGGGCCUGUAUACAUAGCCGGUUCCGAUGAACGUUCGAUCGAUGAGGCAAUUGUUCUUACGGAAAAGUCUCGUCGUCGCAAUCAUAAAUAUCAAGCCGAGGAGAUUACCUUCCACGCUUGUGUGGACAUCGAAAGACUGCCUCAAGGCGUGCAAGGCAUCCCGAUGGUCCGAAUUCCUGACACCGUCCGGGAAUUGUUCGAACAGCUCAUUCACCGGACAACAGCCGAUUUGGGUCCCUCGGAUCUUAUACGGUUUUGCAUCCAGGCAGAAGGGUUGGAUAAACCCAUCAGCACAUCUCUCAUGACAGUUUCAAACCUAACGGUUGAAAAAAUUUUGGCUGCUGUGAUGAAAGUGUUGCAGUCCAAAGACAAGACUGAACUAGACACAGGGUUCUCCGUGGAUGUCAUCACCAUCAGACGACCUGUGGGUGCCGGAGGAAAUCGGAGAGUCAUCAAUAUCUCCAUAGACAGAUUGAGAAAACAGUCUAUUUUGUCUAUUCCGUACGAUGACGAAGGACUGUGUUGUGCUAAAGCGAUUGUUUAUGCCUUAGCACAUUUGAACAAGGAUUCGAGCGCCAUCAAUGCCUUGAGAGAUCGGCGUAAUCCAACACUGAUGAACCGUGCAAGGGAUCUUCAUUUAGAUGCAAAUGUGGCCCUAGGCCCUUGCACAUUUACUGAAAUCGCCAUAUUUGAAGAUCACCUGGAUGUCCAAAUUGUAGUCUUUUCUUCGGAAAAUUUGAACCGGGUGGUCUAUAAAGGGAAAGAGAGAGCACAACGGAUCAAUUUGUGGCUUCACGAUGUGCAUUAUGACGUCAUCAAAUCCCUGAAAGGAUUUUUCGGUAGCGACCAUUACUGCACGUCCUGUGAAAAGGCCUAUGAACAUCCGGAAAACCACCGAUGUGCCAACGCCUGCCCCAUAUGUUUGAGGACCGACUGUAUUCCAGGCGUGCCCCAACGAUGUCAGGAUUGCGACCGUCUCUGCCGCUCCGAUGCCUGCUUUGAAGCACACAAAGCCCUGACUGGAAAACAAGAGUUUUCACUCUGCGACAGGGUAUACCAGUGCAGAGAAUGCUGCCAAGUGAUUCGGAGACGCGAUUGCCCUAAGGACCUGCAUAGGUGUGGCACCACGAAAUGCCCUUCUUGCAACCAGUUUGUCGUGGCUGCUGAGCACCGUUGCUAUUUGCGACGUGUUGCCCCGAAGAAGUCCGAGGAUAAGCUCAUCUUUUUUGACUUUGAAACGGACCAGUCUUCGGGGGAGCAUCUUGUGAAUUUCGCGGUGGCUCAGUAUGCCGACGGCACAGAGAGAAGUGUUUUCCGGGCUAUGCGGCAUGCCAAAACUUCUGCGCCUGGCUGUUCUACCACACAGCACAAGGGCUUCACCGCCGUGGCUCAUAACAUGAAAGGGUUCGACGGUCAGUUCGUGAUGGCCUGGCUCCUGGAGCAAGGCACAGCGCCGGAGGUGAUCCCUAACGGGUCUAUGAUCAUGAGUGUAAGACACCCUAGUCUGAACAUUCGAGUCAUAGACUCGUUAAAUUUUCUACCGAUGGCGUUGGCCAAAUUGCCAGGAUGCUUCGGUCUCAGCGAGCUGAAAAAGGGAUACUUUCCCCAUCUUUUCAACUCGCGAGAAAACCAAAAUUAUGUCGGACCGCUGCCUGAGCCCCGGUACUACAGCCCGGAUACCAUGAGCACUUCAGCACGACAAGCAUUUCUGUCCUGGCAUGAAGCACACAAGGGGGACGUGUUUAACUUUCAAGAUGAGAUGCUGGCCUAUUGCAGAUCGGACGUGGACAUUCUUCGCCGUUGCUGCCUGGAGUUUCGAGCCCAGUUUUUGGAUGUGGCGAAUGUGGAUCCAUUCCAAUACGUGACCAUCGCGUCAGCCUGUAUGGCAACGUAUCGGAGUGGCCACAUUCAACCCGACACGAUUGCCAUGGUGCCUACACACGGCUACAUCAACUCAACGAAUUACAGCCCUGAUUCGAUCCGAUGGUUGGACUUUGUUGCUGCUUCGGAAGGCCUACAGAUUCAACAUGCGUUGAACGGUUCCGGAGAGCACAGAGUCGCCGGAAUCUCGGUAGACGGAUUCUGCCAAGAAACACAAACCGUCUAUCAGUUUCAGGGCUGUUUCUUUCACGGAUGUAGUUCGUGUUACGAUGGUGAUAUCAUACAUCCACUGAAAGGGGUUUCCAUGGCAACGUUAAGAGAAAAGACAGAAGAGACGACAAGAAAGCUUCGCACCCAGGGUUUCCACGUCAUCGAAAUGUGGGAGCAUGAAUUUCAAAGAGAGAAGGAGGAAAAUCCAGAUCUCCAAGCUUUCCUGGAUCAACACCAUCUGAGGGAUCGACUCAAUCCUCGCGAGUCGUUUUUUGGAGGAAGGACCAAUGCCCUCAAAUUGUUCCACGAGGGAGACGCAAAAUAUGUGGAUUUUACCUCACUCUAUCCCUGGGUGAACAAGUAUUGCGUCUACCCUGUGGGACAUCCAACAAUCAUCACGGAAAGCUUUAGAGAUGUGGAAGAUUAUUUUGGAAUUAUCCAAUGCCGAGUGAUUCCUCCACGGAAUCUGUAUCUUCCGGUACUGCCCUAUCGGUGCCGGAAGAAGCUGAUGUUCCCCCUGUGUCGGACUUGCGCCCUUCUUCAACUGCAGACUCCGUGUACCCACACACAGACGACGAGCGAGCUCUUGUCGGAACGUGGAUGGGGUAUGAACGUGAACAAAGCCCAACUGACCUAUGUCCACACGGUGCCAGACUUCAAUAAGAUGUUGGCGGAUUCUGCUAAAAAAAUCAAAGAUGUCUUUCUUCUUCCCACGCCUGAGGUGGCUGCCAUUUCCUGGGAAUCUGCGAAGGAGUUUGUGUGCCGCAGGAUGCCUCUACCAACAUUUUCCUAG
This is a messenger RNA of Stegodyphus dumicola, 3116 nucleotides long. RefSeq lists its product as uncharacterized. The record is from RefSeq and is a predicted model, not a curated record. Lineage: Eukaryota; Metazoa; Arthropoda; Arachnida; Araneae; Eresidae.